Molecule: messenger RNA, 2175 nt
Organism: Homalodisca vitripennis (glassy-winged sharpshooter)
Lineage: Eukaryota; Metazoa; Arthropoda; Insecta; Hemiptera; Cicadellidae
Product: ataxin-10
Exons: 8
Coding region: 139-1368 (409 amino acids)
Biological process (GO): neuron projection development
Cellular component (GO): cytosol
Source: RefSeq, a predicted model, not a curated record
UUUGACUUGUUUUGUUGAGAGUUGAGUUUAGUUUGAAGUUAAGUAUAGGCUACAAUUUCAUUUUCAUACUUUAAAGUGAUCGUAAAUUGAGUAAUAUUAACAAUAUUUGUUACAGAUAUUAAUAUUUUAGGAUCCGUUAUGGAAGAUCCAUCCGAGAUGUUACACAGGCUAAUGUUGGAGGACAAGCCUGCUGUAGAUCGAGUGACCGAGUGUUUUCGAUCUCUCCGCAAUACGUGUGCCGGCAACAGUUCAGCACAGGAAGAGCUGGGUCAGCAGGCUGAGGUGUUGCAAGAUGCUGACUCCGCCAUCAGCAUGGGGCUGAGUACAACGGACAGUGAGGAGUGGAACUUGUGUCUUCGUAUCAGUGCACAGUUUCUGGGCAAUCUCACAGUCAACAACACUAAGAACCAGGAGAUCGUAUGGGCGCGCUUUUGUUUACAGUUAAAGAAAAUGGCCCAACAUGGAGACACAAAACUGACCAACACCUGCCUAAUGGUGAUGUACAACAUUCUUUUGGGCUGUCCCAACCUAACAUCAGACUUGGUGAACGACCAGGAGUUCGUCAGAAUAAUCUGUGAUAGUGGAGCUGAUGGCAUGGAAUUUGCACAAUAUAUUGUUGAACACAUGCUGACCCAGGAUGUGGACUGGUCAAAAGUGUACACUACAAAUAUAUCUGUUGGAGGCAGACUAUUUAUCCUUGACGUAGUAGAGAACCGGUUGAAGCAGUCCAAUAACAGCAUACCUGUGAGCCUGGUUACCCAGCUGGCUUCUCAGUUCUGCCAACACUCUGAGUGUAUCCUGCGCACUGUGGCUGACAGUGUGGAAGCUCUGGAACCUAUUGAAGUGGCAACACUGCUGCAACUAUUGGCAUCCUGCUCUGCCCAUCCUCCCUACCUCCAAGCUCUUCAGAGUUAUAGGAACUUCUUCAUCAACUGUGCUUUCCUGUUGAAGAGUAUCCACAUGGCUGGCAAAGAGCAAAACAACUGUUUCUCCACAGUUCCGAAACUCUCUGAAGCUGAUGAUAAGCUGCAGAACCACCCAGCUUUUGGGUUCAAGGCUAAUCUGGUGCGAGUGCUUGGCAAUUUGUGUUGGAAACACAAAGAGAACCAGGAUAUGAUGAAUGAGCUCAGCAUAAUACCACUGCUUCUGGAUUGCUGUAAUAUUGAUGCCAGAAAUCCUUUCAUCAUACAGUGGGUGGUAUUGGCUGUGCGGAACCUCUGUGAGGGCAACAAGGACAACCAAGCGGUGAUAGCAGGCAUGAGCCGGCAGGGACUGGUGGAGUCUGCUGUUCUGACAGAGCUGGGGAUAACUCUGCACACCGACGAGGACAACAACACGGUUCAUAUCGCACCCUUCCAUCCUAGAUAGAACUGUAGCUGGCUUGUCAAAAUAAUUGAGUGUGAGAAGUAUGACUUAAAAACAGGGAACACUAUACACUGUAACAGUGAUUAAUUAUUAUUUUAUCUUCACUUUUGGAAUCUUAACAAAAAAUAUGCCAAAGAAUUUCUUGGAUAAAAAAUUGCAGUACAGAAGUUUAUAUACAUAAACAAUAAAUUAAAUAUUUAUUGAGCUCACCUGGUAAGUAAAAAAUCUGUGAGAGUAAUUUUUAUUCAACAAUCUUUCUUGGAGUUAAGUUAAGUGGAGUGGAGUUAAGACUAUUGCCACUUAUACAAAUUUAAUAAUUAUUAAAAGUUGUUUGGCAGAUAAUUUAUCUUCAUCAUGUUAGUUUGAUUGUUUAAAGGCAUGUAUAACGUAAAAAAAACCCAAAUGAAAAGGAAUUGGUGGACAUAAAUGUGAGCUCUGUGACAUAAGGUAGGCACAUGCUUGCCUGAUAAUUAAGAGAUCCAAAUCAAGACCAAGCAUAGUAAAUAUUUUUGUUCAUGAACUUGGCUUGAAAUUAAACUAGGACAAUUAAUUAUUUGUACAGAUUUAAUGAAUAUAUAUUAGACAAGUAUUUAUUUCGCACAAAUUUGGUUUUAGUCACUCUUUAGUUUCAUAAUGUCUUGUUUAUGAGAUGUGUACUAUCUGUGGUCUAAUGUAUUCAAGGUAAAAAUGAAUGGAUACAUUUAUAAUAUACUAUGUGUUCCUAUUAUAGUUGUUUGUUUUUAGUCUUGUUAAAUUUAUUUAUUGUUUUUAUAUUCAGUGCAGUAAAAUUGAAGUUAUUUUACUUUAAGA